AUGGGCCCACUAGAAAAAUUUGUGAUGAAGCUGAAGUACCUUGAAAUCUUGAAUCAUAUCACAACAACAAAAGAAAAGUUUCAAGAGUUGAGGGAGAAUGGUUGGGAGAGCUUAUUUGCAACUGUGGUAUCAUUCUAUAAAGACCAAGGCAUUGAUGUGCCUGAUAUGAAUGCGCCUCACAAGAAGGGUACCGAUCGUCCUAGCCAACAUAGGGAUGUUAUUACAAUAGAACAUUACUAUCAUUUUGAUAUAGUGAAUGUUGUGAUUGAUAAACAGUUGGCAGAGUUAGAUGAUCGAUUUCCAGAGCAAUCCAAGGAACUCCUUAUUCUUAGUGCAUCCUUAGAUCCUCGUGAUGGCUUUAAAUCUUUCAAAGAAGAUGAUAUUUGCAGCCUUGCUAAAAAGUUCUAUCCCCAAGAUUUUACUUCUUCUGAGUUGCACGCUUUGAAUUUGCAAUUGGCAUUUUAUGGUGAAGUUAUUCGUCAACAUCCUGAUCUUUCUGAUUUAUGUGUGAAGUUGGUUAAAACAAGAUUAGCAGAAGACUACCACUUGAUUCUUAGACUGGUUCGUUUGGUAUUAACUCUUCUGGUCUUUACAUCAACAACUGAACGAGCAUUUUCAGCUUUGAGAAUUAUUAAAAAUCGACUUCGGAGCAAAAUAAAAGAAGAAUUCUUUGAUGACUGCAUGAUAGUUCACAAUUGA
Molecule: messenger RNA, 699 nt
Organism: Argentina anserina (silverweed cinquefoil)
Lineage: Eukaryota; Viridiplantae; Streptophyta; Magnoliopsida; Rosales; Rosaceae
Exons: 2
Coding region: 1-699 (232 amino acids)
Source: RefSeq, a predicted model, not a curated record